Molecule: messenger RNA, 5406 nt
Organism: Oryctolagus cuniculus (rabbit)
Lineage: Eukaryota; Metazoa; Chordata; Mammalia; Lagomorpha; Leporidae
Gene: EPHA6
Product: EPH receptor A6
Biological process (GO): protein phosphorylation; axon guidance; ephrin receptor signaling pathway
Cellular component (GO): dendrite; plasma membrane
Molecular function (GO): ATP binding; protein binding; transmembrane-ephrin receptor activity
Source: RefSeq, a predicted model, not a curated record
CGACAACCGAGCCGCGGCUGCCGGGCGGGGAGAGCGCCGGGCUCAGCCGGGCUCAGCGGCGCUCGCAGCUACCGCCCUGCCCUCUUGCGCCCGCCUCUACCGCGGGGCGAGGGCGUGGGGACAGCGCACACUAAGAGCCACCAGCCCGUCAGCAGCACGCCCUGUGGCCCCAGGCCGCAGGCGGGGGCUGCAGGCUUCCACCAAGUAGCUAGCUUUGCAGCUUCAAGCGACCCGAGCCCCGGGAGGGAGUGGGCGCUGAGACAAGCAGGGGCGGCGCGGGCGGAGAGAGCUGUCCGCCUGCAGCGCACUCGGCGCCGCUGUCGAUGUGGCCACGCGCCGCGGGACCCCUGGGCAGCUCCGAGCGCGCGGUCGGACGGUGUCGCGCCACGGGCGCUCGGGGCCCCCGGAAUCGCGGUGCUACGGCUGCGACAAUGCUCGUGACCUCCGCCGCGAAGUCACCGCCUCACGGCGCUGCCAAGACCUCCUCGGCGAGCUUCGGCGCCAGGCACCCGCCCGUUUCCAGCUGGAUGUGACUGACUCCUUGCUGCCGCUCCCUCCCUGUCUGCGCGCCGCUAGGACUCGAAGCCCCGGAGGCGGCCACAGGGCCGAGGCGCUCGCCCUAGUGGGCAAGUUUGGGGGACCCGCGCUGAGGAGCGGUCGGCUUCGACCGCCGCCGGCCAGCUCACCCGGGCACCGGCAGCGCCGGCCCCACGGCGCGCACCCCCCCUACCCCCCUACUCCAGCGGUGGACAUGUGGAGAAGUGAGGGGGCGGCAGUGUCGGGAACUGGCUGGUCUUAAAACUGGGCUCUGCAGCCGUGGAAGGGGGGACUAGCUGCUCCGGGAGACUGAGUGCGACCUCAGAGAUGCCCGGAAAACGGCUGCCACGGCUGGGACGCGGCGCAGCUGCGGCCGAGUCGGAUGUGUACACGAUGCGAGCCGCUCCGGCGAGGGGCUGAGGGCUCCCGCCGCAGCUCCCUGGGACCCGCUGCUCCCUCGGACCGCUCGUGACCUCUCCAGCCAGCCUGGUUCGCCCUGCUGCCCCUGUACCGGCCGGAGGAAAGUUCCCAAGGUCCCCGCGCCUCCCUGGCUUUGGGCUCUUGCAACCGCACACUUCGGUACGCGGAGGCGCUCCGGCCGCCCAGUGGACUGCCCGCCCCUACCUGGCCGUCCCUCCCCCCGCCCCCAUCGCCGCUGCGAGGCGCCCUCCCCCGCCCUCGACUCCCCUCCCCCAAACCCCAGCCCGAGCUCGCUCCUGCGCGCACGCUCUCCCGGGCCCAAGUGAAUAGUCCUCGCGCGAGCGGGACACGGUGGUGGAUGCAAUUCCGCUCGCCUCCAGCCGCCAGGAGCUCCCCGGCGCUGCAGGCAGCGUCGUCCUCCCAAGCAGCUGCACUUGCACCUGGGCAGCCUGGACCCUCGUGCCCUGGGCUCGGGGCCUCGCACGGGGGGCGCCCCGGGACACCCCCUGCGGGCCGGGUGGAGGAGGAGGCGGAGGAGGAGGAAGAAGACGUGGACCAGGACCCCUACGCUACCUACAACACCUGGCCGCGCCGCUGCCCCUUCUUUUUGAGGGGGAGGAGGAGCGCGUCGGGGAGAGCCAUGGGGGGCUGCGAAGUCCGGGAAUUUCUUUGGCAAUUUGGUUUCUUCUUGCCUUUGCUGACAGCUUGGCCGGGCGACUGCAGUCAUGUCUCCAACAACCAAGUUGUGUUACUUGAUACAACAACUGUACUGGGAGAACUAGGGUGGAAAACAUAUCCAUUAAAUGGGUGGGAUGCCAUCACUGAAAUGGAUGAACACAAUAGACCCAUUCACACAUACCAAGUAUGUAAUGUCAUGGAACCAAAUCAAAACAACUGGCUUCGCACAAACUGGAUCUCCCGUGAUGCAGCCCAGAAAAUUUACGUGGAAAUGAAGUUCACACUGAGGGAUUGUAACAGCAUCCCAUGGGUCUUAGGGACUUGCAAAGAAACAUUUAAUCUGUAUUAUAUGGAAUCAGAUGAGUCCCAUGGAAUUAAAUUCAAGCCAAGCCAGUAUACAAAGAUUGACACAAUUGCUGCUGAUGAGAGUUUUACCCAGAUGGAUUUGGGUGAUCGCAUCCUGAAACUCAACACUGAAAUUCGUGAGGUGGGGCCUAUAGAAAGGAAAGGAUUUUAUCUGGCUUUUCAAGACAUUGGUGCAUGUAUUGCCCUGGUCUCAGUCCGCGUUUUUUAUAAAAAAUGCCCCUUCACUGUUAGAAACUUGGCCAUGUUUCCUGACACCAUUCCAAGGGUUGAUUCUUCGUCAUUGGUUGAAGUACGAGGCUCUUGUGUGAAGAGUGCUGAAGAGCGUGACACUCCUAAACUCUAUUGUGGAGCUGAUGGAGAUUGGCUAGUUCCUCUCGGAAGGUGUAUCUGCAGUACAGGAUAUGAAGAAAUUGAGGGCUCUUGCCAUGCUUGCAGACCAGGAUUCUAUAAAGCAUUUGCCGGCAACGCAAAGUGUUCUAAAUGCCCUCCACACAGUUUAACCUACAAGGAAGCAACUUCUGUGUGUCAGUGUGAGAAGGGUUAUUUCCGAGCUGAAAAAGACCCACCUUCCAUGGCAUGUACCAGGCCACCUUCAGCUCCUAGGAAUGUGGUUUUUAACAUCAAUGAAACAGCCCUUAUUUUGGAAUGGAGCCCACCAAGUGACACAGGAGGGAGAAAAGAUCUCACAUACAGUAUAAUCUGUAAGAAAUGUGGCUUAGACACCAGCCAGUGUGAGGACUGUGGUGGAGGACUCCGCUUCAUCCCAAGACACACUGGCCUGAUCAACAAUUCCGUGAUCGUACUUGACUUUGUGUCUCACGUGAAUUACACCUUUGAAAUAGAAGCCAUGAAUGGAGUUUCCGAGUUGAGUUUUUCUCCCAAGCCGUUCACAGCUAUUACAGUGACCACGGAUCAAGAUGCACCUUCUCUGAUAGGCAUGGUAAGGAAGGACUGGGCUUCCCAGAAUAGCAUUGCCCUAUCAUGGCAAGCUCCUGCUUUUUCCAAUGGAGCCAUUCUUGACUACGAGAUCAAGUACUAUGAGAAAGCCUACCCACGGAUAGCGCCGGCAUUUUGGCACUACCUGCGGGUAGAAGAGCAUGAGCAGCUCACCUAUUCCUCCACGAGAUCCAAGGCCCCCAGUGUCAUCAUCACAGGUCUCAAGCCAGCCACCAAGUACAUAUUUCAUAUCCGAGUGAGGACUGCAACAGGAUACAGUGGCUACAGUCAGAAGUUUGAAUUUGAAACAGGAGAUGAAACUUCUGACAUGGCAGCAGAACAAGGGCAGAUUCUCGUGAUAGCCACAGCAGCUGUUGGGGGAUUCACUCUUCUGGUCAUCCUCACUUUGUUCUUCUUAAUAACUGGAAGGUGCCAAUGGUACAUAAAAGCCAAAAUGAAGUCAGAAGAGAAGAGAAGAAACCAGCUACAGAAUGGGCAUUUACGCUUCCCAGGAGUUAAAACUUAUAUCGACCCUGAUACAUAUGAAGACCCAUCCCUAGCAGUUCAUGAAUUUGCAAAAGAGAUUGAUCCUUCAAGAAUUCGCAUCGAGAGAGUCAUUGGAGCAGGUGAAUUUGGAGAAGUAUGUAGUGGGCGUUUGAAGACACCAGGUAAAAGAGAGAUCCCAGUUGCCAUCAAAACAUUGAAAGGCGGCCACAUGGAUCGGCAGAGAAGAGAUUUUCUAAGAGAAGCUAGUAUCAUGGGUCAGUUUGACCAUCCAAAUAUCAUCCGCCUAGAAGGUGUGGUCACAAAAAGAUCCUUCCCAGCCAUUGGGGUGGAGACGUUUUGCCCCAGCUUCCUGAGGGCAGGGUUUUUAAAUAGCAUCCAGGCCCCGCAUCCAGUGCCAGGGGGAGGAUCUCUGCCCCCCAGGAUUCCUGCUGGCAGACCAGUAAUGAUUGUGGUGGAAUACAUGGAGAAUGGAUCCCUAGACUCCUUUUUAAGGAAACAUGAUGGCCACUUUACAGUCAUCCAGCUGGUCGGGAUGCUCCGAGGCAUUGCGUCAGGCAUGAAAUACCUUUCUGACAUGGGUUACGUGCAUCGAGACCUAGCAGCAAGGAAUAUAUUGGUCAACAGCAACUUAGUGUGCAAAGUUUCUGAUUUUGGUCUCUCCCGGGUGCUGGAAGAUGACCCAGAAGCUGCUUAUACAACAACUGGUGGGAAAAUCCCUAUACGGUGGACAGCCCCAGAAGCUAUAGCCUACAGAAAAUUCUCCUCGGCGAGUGAUGCCUGGAGCUACGGCAUUGUCAUGUGGGAGGUCAUGUCCUAUGGAGAGAGACCCUACUGGGAAAUGUCUAACCAAGACGUCAUUCUGUCCAUUGAAGAAGGUUACAGACUUCCAGCUCCCAUGGGCUGUCCAGCUUCUCUACACCAACUGAUGCUCCACUGCUGGCAGAAGGAGAGAAACCACAGACCAAAAUUUACUGACAUUGUCAGCUUCCUUGACAAACUGAUCCGCAAUCCCAGUGCCCUUCACACCCUGGUGGAGGACAUCCUUGUAAUGCCAGAGUCCCCUGGUGAAGUUUCCGAAUAUCCUUUAUUUGUUACAGUCGGUGACUGGCUGGAUUCUAUAAAGAUGGGACAAUAUAAAAAUAACUUCAUGGCAGCAGGAUUUACAACUUUUGAUCUGAUUUCAAGAAUGAGCAUUGAUGACAUUAGGAGAAUUGGAGUCAUACUCAUUGGACACCAGAGACGAAUAGUCAGCAGUAUACAGACUUUACGUUUACACAUGAUGCACAUACAGGAGAAAGGAUUUCAUGUAUGAAAGUACUACCUGCACCUGUGUUUUGUGCCUCAGCAUUUCUAAAAUGAAAGAAAGAUAUACUCUCUUCCACCCUUUCUUCAGAUUCUCCAGACAUCACUUCACAAACCACGCUGUCCUGCUCAGACUCUAAGCACAUACUUUAUGUUUAUGCUUCCAACUUGGAUUUUAAAGUCAUGCUCCAUAGGUCUUCUCUGAAUAACCUGCAAGUGAAACCCUGGCCCACUGCAGAUUAUCACUACGCAAUGAUAGAUAACUCAGCAUGGAUGUGUAAUUCUGUACAGCAGUACUUGUAUUUGGGAAGUGUUCAUGGUCUUAACCAGAAGGAAUUAGUCCAGGUGUGGCAUCCUUAAUGAUGCAUGUAGAGUUUGAUUGUAGAUGAGAAAGAGAUAGUUGACUUUUCUUUCAUGUUUUGUGAUCAAGUAAUUUCCAAAUUGACAUAAAUAUUUAUAUUUUAAUUAAUUAUAUUCAACUCUAUGGGUUGUAUUGUUGUUUAUUUUUUAACCAUUUAAUUGUUGGUGCCUGAUGUUGGUAGAAUUACUUACAGAAAUGACCAAUGACUCCAUGUAGUGAAUUCUUGUUAGUUGUGACUAUGGUAAGAAAAGGGUUAUUGGGGAGGGAGAGGGUGAAAAAUAAUGUGCUUUUAAAUCUUC